AUGCGUUUCUCUAUCAUCGCUUCAGCUCUCGCUCUCUUUGUCCCUGCUGCCUUCGGCCAGACGACGGUCUCGGUCUCAUACGAUACGGUGUACGACAACUCCUCUCAAUCUCUCAACACCGUCGCAUGUUCAGACGGACCGAAUGGCCUCGAGCGUUAUGGCUAUUCGACAAUCGGCCAGCUCCCCGAUUUUCCGUACGUCGGCGGAGCAUAUGUGGUUACCGGAUGGGGUUCGGCGGAAUGUGGGACAUGCUGGCAGCUGGUGUAUGACGGCAACACCAUUAACGUGUUGGCGAUCGACUACACCGCGACGGGCUUCAAUAUCGCUUUAGAGGCGAUGAAUGCGCUAACGGACAACCAGGCGACAUUCCUCGGAAGGGUUGAUGCUGUAGCAACCCAGGUGGAUGCAUCGAUUUUGGGACCAUUGUCGCAUUCACGAGACAUUAUCACGGACGUUGAUUGA
Messenger RNA from Fibroporia radiculosa, 462 nucleotides. RefSeq lists its product as uncharacterized. The record is from RefSeq and is a predicted model, not a curated record. The transcript is spliced from 2 exons. The coding region runs from base 1 to 462 and encodes 153 amino acids. NCBI's taxonomy places the organism in Eukaryota, Fungi, Basidiomycota, Agaricomycetes, Polyporales, Fibroporiaceae.